CAACAACAACAGCAGCAGCAACUAUUCAAUUACUAUUACCCACUUUCCCAAAUGUUUAUUUCUCCUUCACAUUUCUGAUCCACACUUGCUACAUCGGCGCACAGUAGCAGCAGCAGCAGCAGCAGGAUCAACCAUUUCCCUUCCUAUUGUCAUGUGUUAUUAACCGUAUAUCUGUGCGCUUCUCUUCUCUUUUUUCAGUUUUGUGAUGAUGGUCAUUCUAUAGCAGAAGUAACCACUAUAACAAACUCAUUUUUUUUUCAGGGGACUCCAAGGAGUGAUUUGGGAUAAUGAUAAUACCCGAGAUGUUGUUGUGCAACACCACCAUCAUCUCUACUCAUCUUCCCUCCAUGCACUCCUUGAAUUCCGAGUUCUCUACACUUGUCAACCCGACCCAUCUACUUCUCCAAAUCUGAUAGUCUUUUAUAUCAUUCAAUGCACAUGCACUAUUACUACCACUACUACUACUACUACCACUACUACAACCACCAUCAUCACAAUUUGCAUUCAUGCAACAAUGCUAUUCAUAUUCUUUCUUUUGCUGGAGCAAUCACUUUUGUAUUUUACUCCCACUUCUCUUCUUCCCCUUUACCUUUGACACACAUCCCUUUUUUUUCUUGGUUGAGUUACUUCUUUUUCUUCUUUCGUUUUCCUUUUUUCCUAUAUUUGAUACACAUCGAAGAUGCUUAUCACGGAUUACAGUUUAUCCAAUAAAAACUUUGAUAUCUUGAUCCUC
Zychaea mexicana is the source of this 733-nucleotide messenger RNA. RefSeq lists its product as uncharacterized. Lineage: Eukaryota; Fungi; Mucoromycota; Mucoromycetes; Mucorales; Lichtheimiaceae. The coding region runs from base 433 to 711 and encodes 92 amino acids. The record is from RefSeq and is a predicted model, not a curated record. The transcript has a single exon.